AUCCUUGUUUCCUUUUAUCCUACCUAAAUUGUUUUUCCACGGUUGCUUCCGUCUCUAACCCAAAAACCUAUAUUUCCUCCUGAAUUCGGGAUUCUGGAAGCAUACUCAACCUGAAAAAUAAAGAAAGUCUUCCUUUCUCUUCAACCUUGAUCGAUCAUACAACAAUGGCGGUUUCUCUGGAAGAACUAGUCAAAGUCUUGGAGAUUUGGCUGAAGCUUAUCAAGAAGCCGCAAGAACAACAGUACGUAGACCCUAAUCUCGAUCCUGUUCUUUUGGUUCCUGGAAUUGCUGGCUCUAUUCUCGAAGCUGUUGAUCAGAAUGGCCACUCUGACCGCGUUUGGGUUCGAAUUUUUGCUGCUGAUUACAUGUUUCGCACCAAGUUAUGGUCUCGAUUUGACCCUUCUACUGGUAAAACACUGUCUUUGGAUCCUAAUACAACCAUUAGAGUCCCUGAAGAUCGAGAUGGACUGUAUGCAAUUGAUGUCCUUGACCCUGAUCUGAUUCUUGGAAGGGAAUGUGUUUACUAUUUUCAUGAGAUGAUAACACAAAUGAUCAAGUGGGGGUUUCAAGAAGGAAAAACGCUGUUUGGUUUUGGAUAUGAUUUUCGGCAAAGUAAUAGGUUACAAGAAGUAAUGGAGCGAUUUGCUGCAAAAUUGGAAUCAAUUUUCACUGCAUCAGGUGGGAAAAGGAUAAACAUAAUUAGUCAUUCCAUGGGUGGUAUCCUUGUUAAAUGUUUCAUGUCUCUUCAUAGCAAUGUGUUUGAGAAGUAUGUUAAGAACUGGAUUGCAAUUGCUGCUCCAUUUCAAGGUGCUCCUGGAUAUGUCACUUCCACGAUGUUAAAUGGCUGCUCGUUUGUUGAGGGAUGGGAACAAAACUUCUUUAUAUCAAAAUGGAGCAUGCACCAGCUGCUUAUUGAGUGUCCUUCUGUUUAUGAAUUGAUGGCUUGUCCUGAUUUCCAUUGGCGAAAUCCUCCAUACCUUGAGCUUUGGAGGGAAAAGCAUGAUGAUGAUGGGAACUCCCAUAUAAGGUUGGAGUCAUAUACUCUGGAGGAAAGUAUAACCAUCUUUGAGAAGUCCCUUUCAAGCAAUACGGUCGACUAUGUAGGUGGCAGUAUGCCUCUUCCUUUCAACUUGGAUAUACUAAACUGGGCUAAUGAAACUAGGGAGAUACUAUCUCGUGCAAGGGUUCCUCCUAAAGUUAAAUUUUAUAACAUCUAUGGAACCAGUCUUCAGACUCCUCACAGUGUUUGUUAUGGCAGUGAAGAUUCACCAGUUACGGAUUUAGAAGAGCUGAGAUAUUAUCAGGCCAAAUUCACAAGUGUUGAAGGCGAUGGGACUGUUCCAACAGAAUCUGCAAAGGCUGAUGGGCUCAAUGCUGAAGCUAGGGUUGGAGUACCUGGUGAACACCGUGGCAUCCUUUCGGAUCAUCAUGUGUUUAGAAUUUUGAAGCAUUGGCUGAAUGCUGGUGAACCUGAUCCCUUCUAUGAUCCUCUGAAUGAUUAUGUGAUUCUGCCUACUGAAUUUGAAAUCGAAAGGGUUAUGGAGAAAUGCCUCCAUGUCACUACAUUACAAGAAGAAUGGGAAAUUAUACCAAAAGACGCAGAUGUGAUUGAUGAUAGUGUGGAUGCUAAGGAGCAUCCUAUAAGUUUUAUAUCGGUUUCUGAGGUAGCAAGUCUCUCUGUGCAAUGAUAAGGCUCAUGUUGCUGAUCACCCUUACAAUUGAAGCCAAUUAAGGUGAUUGCAGUCAGCAUGUUGCCGAUCUUAUGUGAAAUGCCUUGUGCUGGCUUGCCUGUUCAAAAUUGUGAAGAUAAUGUAGCAAUGUGUACAUAUGUAAAUAUGAUUGGACUUCAGUAGCUAGCUAAAUGCUAUGCUGAAAAGUUAUAAGUGUACUUAUGUGUGUAAUGUAAUUACGUAAUAAUGGAUCGUCUUAAGUGUGAGAGAACAGACAAGCACUGAUAUGUUCCUGUAACGAUAAAUUACUCCUUAUUUAUACAAGUAUUUUUUUUUUUUUUUU
Chenopodium quinoa (quinoa) is the source of this 2013-nucleotide messenger RNA. RefSeq names its product lecithin-cholesterol acyltransferase-like 4. Gene Ontology annotation, biological process: lipid metabolic process. Bases 165 to 1688 code for a protein of 507 amino acids. The transcript has 11 exons. NCBI's taxonomy places the organism in Eukaryota, Viridiplantae, Streptophyta, Magnoliopsida, Caryophyllales, Amaranthaceae. Gene Ontology annotation, molecular function: glycerophospholipase activity. The record is from RefSeq and is a predicted model, not a curated record.